Messenger RNA from Perkinsus marinus ATCC 50983, 171 nucleotides. RefSeq lists its product as hypothetical. Lineage: Eukaryota; Perkinsozoa; Perkinsida; Perkinsidae. The record is from RefSeq and is a predicted model, not a curated record. Bases 1 to 171 code for a protein of 56 amino acids. The transcript is spliced from 2 exons.
AUGACCACCAUCUGUCCUAGCGGCACUCGUCAUGUAGAGAAUAGGCCUUUGCCGAGUCAGCGGCCUCGUCAAAGGGCUUGUAUGGGUACGACUGCGCAGGAGAUAUUGAGUUUGGAUGUGGUCCCGAGGGGCUAUGAUACCGACAUGCCUUUCACUAUCAUUAUUAUUUGA